AUUGCCAAGAUGAUCAUGGUAUGGAUUACACUGAGUUUUCUUCAUCGAGGGUAUUCUCUGGUCCCAGUGAAAACUGUUCAGCUUGGUGAAGCAGCAACAUUAACAUGUGCUUUACCCAUUAAAGAAUUCGGCAGUACAACAGUACACUGGUACAAGCAGAGUCCUGGAGAUGGUCUUAAAUUAAUUGUGACAUUGUCAAAAUCAGCACCACCUGAAUAUAGUCCUGAAUUUUCUAGAAAGAGAUUUAAUGUGGAAAAUGCUAAUAAUUUUUGCAACCUGACCGUUCUGAAGACAGUCCAAGAGGAUGAGGGAAUCUAUCACUGUGGAAUAGCUGAGUGGAUGUAUCCCAUUCAGUGGAGUGAGACGUAUUUGUCAGUAAAAGGAAACACACAGAUGAGAUCAAACUAUACUGUUGUUCAGUGGCCUACAGUAUUAGACCCACUCCAACCAGGAGAAUCAAUGACUCUACAAUGUUCAAUCAUCUCUGUCUUUGGCAAAGCAACAUGUCCAGAAGAUCUUAGUGUCUUUUGGUUCAGAGCCGGAUCAAAUAAAUCUCAUCCAAACGUCAUCUAUACUGAUGGAAAUACACAUGAUAAAUGCGAGAAACGAUCUGAGACUCAGAAGAGAUGUGUUUAUCGCUUCUCUAAGAAUGUCAGCUCCUCUGAUGCUGGGACUUACUACUGUGCUGUGGACACAUGUGGGGAGAUAUUAUUUGGAAAUGGAACUAAAGUGAAUAUUCACGGAGACUGUACGUGGUCACAGGGUGCCAGAACAGUUAUUCUUCUGCUGUGUGCUGUCUUGACUAUAUGUCUGAUUGUUAUAGCUGUCCUGAUUUGCAUGUCAAAGAAAAACAGCAGGGAUAAUUGUGAAGGUGCUGUUGCACAGAAAAGAUUCAGCGCUCAGAAAAAUCAACAGAAUAAAGACAUGUGGCUGUUUUCUGCUGCAGUCUUUACCAUGAUGAAAGUUAACAAAGGUGCACUAAAAUAUGCAAAAGCAGUGAAGAUGCAGAAGAUCAACAUGACUUGCAAGGCUUUAGGGCUGGAUCACUGAAUUCGCUAACCUGUUUAGCAUCACUUGGUAUGUGAUCACCUAGCU
This is a messenger RNA of Oreochromis aureus, 1095 nucleotides long. RefSeq lists its product as uncharacterized. The record is from RefSeq and is a predicted model, not a curated record. The transcript has 6 exons. Lineage: Eukaryota; Metazoa; Chordata; Actinopteri; Cichliformes; Cichlidae. Gene Ontology annotation, biological process: response to bacterium. The coding region runs from base 10 to 1050 and encodes 346 amino acids.